Molecule: messenger RNA, 2772 nt
Organism: Megalobrama amblycephala (Wuchang bream)
Lineage: Eukaryota; Metazoa; Chordata; Actinopteri; Cypriniformes; Xenocyprididae
Gene: tbccd1
Product: TBCC domain containing 1
Exons: 7
Coding region: 406-2178 (590 amino acids)
Biological process (GO): maintenance of Golgi location; maintenance of centrosome location
Cellular component (GO): spindle pole centrosome
Source: RefSeq, a predicted model, not a curated record
ACGAUUUGUGUUACGUCACGUUGUGACGCAAACAUGGCAACCGCUCAGGAACAGUUGUUCUGUUUUAUCGUUGUUUGUUUUCUUAGAUAUUAUAUUGCUGUAGAGACUUUACAUGUAUAUUAGGCCUUGCAUUAUUUAAAUAAUCUAAGGUGACGGGUUGGUGAUUGUCUAGACAUCUAAUAAUGGUGGAGUGAAUAAAAAGAUGAAAACAAUGACGUUUUAAGCGGCACAACAGCGCGCGUUCACGUGGCUUUUCCGUUUGGUAUCGGGUCGCGCGCCCAUCAGUGUGGACAGCGUUGGAAAGCAUUUCAGUUUACAUAUAUAUUUAUAUAUGUUUAAAUAGAUUUUAACCCUCGAAACUAAGAUGACCACCUUUUGAAGCCAUAAAGCUUUCAAUGGUCAGUAAUGGACAAAUACACAGCAUGUGUAUGGCCACGUCUGGAGCCCUUCCUGAUCGGGGUGCUUCCCGCCACAGCCCCAAGCAAAUUCAGCAUGCAUUAUCUGCGCAAGAUGGCCAGUUACGUUCGGACACGGGACGGCUGUUUCCCCAGGCUUGGCUGGCACAUGUGGCGACACAUCGCUUGUGGCAAACUGCAGCUGGCAGAGGAGCUUGCCUGGCUGUAUUUUGAAACUUUUGAUCUAUUGAUUCCUCGUUCUGCAGAGCAGAGAUUAGAGUGGGCAGAAGCUCUAUCUCAAUGCCAUAGUCCUAAGGAACUUGACAGACAGCGUUGUCAGCUGUCAGUAGACACUCUGCAGUUUCUACUCUUCCUGUAUCUACAGCAACUGAACCGAAUCUCUCUCCGCACAUCACUGAUCGGGGAAGAGUGGCCAAGUCCCAGAUCACGAUCUCCCUCUUCCUCCUCUGAGAGAGACACCAAAAUAAGCUCCCAAAAUAAGAACUGGGACGACCAGGCUCAUCUUGCUUUCAUCCAGACACACUUGGCUGAGCUCUUGGAGUUGCUAGUGGAGCCAGGGCAGCUGAGCAGUUCAGGACAGGUUCUGCGUGAUAGCCAGCUCACUUCAGAGGCCAUCGAGAGCCUCAGUCUGCUGCUGGAAGGUUCUGUGAGCCACAGCCGUACUGUGCACCCAAUCCACAAGCUCCUCAGCCGCUCAGCACUGCAGUCGCAGGCGGGAUUCUCCAAACUCAGCCGCUCCUACUCUCUGCAGCAGUUCCAGGGGUUUCUGCGUCAGGCUCUCUGCCUCAACCCCUUUGGCAUCUCCACCUUCUCACAGUCAGGCAAGAAACUGGCAUGGGCCAUACAAGUAGAGGGCACCUUGAAGAAAGCCAAAAUAUUCAGAAACACUCACGUGGCUCCUCCAGGAAGUCGACUGGUGCUCAUGUCACAGGUUUGCAAACAGACGUUGGCCAAAGACUCUGAAAAACUGAAUGAUGCCAACAUCAAACUCCACCGCUGCAGUGAGGCUUUCAUCUACCUUCUCUCUCCUCUGCGGUCUGUGACCUUGGAUAAGUGCAGGAACAGUACAGUGGUGCUUGGCCCGGUAGGGACCACCAUCCACAUUCAGAGCUGUGAGAACGUUCGUGUGGUAUGUGUGGCCGGCCGUCUGACUGUAGGCGGCUCCUUUGACUGCACAAUCCAUUGCCUCACCCCCACUCGACCCCUUCUCCUUCCUGGAAAUGUGUCUCUCACUCUGGGCCCCUUCCACACACAUUAUCCCAGUUUAGAGGACCACAUGGCUAGUGUGGGCCUAGCCGUGGUUCCCAAUUUAUGGGACCAGCCACUGCUGUUUGGAGCAGAGGGUUGCGCUUCAGACACAGGCUGCUACCGCAUCCAGUCCCCCUCUGAGUUUUAUCCGCUGGUGAUACCCUUCCAAAUGGAGGGGGAUAACUGUGAGUUCCCUUGGGACCUCCCGGCAGACUACCAGAAGGCUGUGGAGGGCAGAGAGAAGGCAAUAGAGGAAUGGCAGAAGACUGUGAAGGAAGCACAUUUGAACAAGGUUCAGAGGCGGCAGUUUCAGGCCUUAGUGGAGCAGAAGUUUCAUGAGUGGUUGCUCGAGACGGGACAAAGACAAGAGCUGGACAGUCUCCUCCCUUCUGCCCUCACCCCCUCCACCUCUGUGGACCACUGGCCUUCAAGCCACACUUCCAACUCUGGACUAAAUGUACUAAAAGAUCAACCACCUGAACAGGCAAUGGGACGGGCUCCAACAGUUUGCUAAGAGAACAGCUAAACAAUCAAAACACUCUCUUUCCGAAAACUGCUUCUCAAACUUUAGUCCUCUUCUGGUACGAAGGCAGUCAAAAACAAUCCAUGUAUAAAAAACAGUGCUGUAUUUUGACAGGAAUGUUGUGUUCUUUCACACUGUUGACAUCUAGAGAAAUCUAUGCUGGAUUAUUUUGUAGAGUGUCUGUAGUGUGUAUUAUUGCUGCAGGUGUCUGAUAGUUGAACCAUUAUGUUACUUUUGUCGUUAUAAGACACCAGUCAUUCCAGAGGUUGAUACGUUGAAAAUAUCACCAUAAGAGUCGUUAUUUAAUUAAAGCAGGAAAGGGAACAAUUACUGCCCUCAUAUGAAUUUAGAGGGAACAGGGAAGAGAUUUGUGUAGUCAUGUACUGUAAUUAUUGACAAAUGUCAUAUGGUCAACUGGUACGCAUACACUCACUGAAGAGUUUGCAGCUAUUGUCUUCAGAAAUCUCAUGGCCAGUAUGAAUGUUUAUAUUUCUCCUUUGCUGUAUGUAUGUUCACAAUGCCUUACACUGUAAUUGCACUAUUACUGUAUCUUCACAAUACAGAUUCCAUAAUGCUGUCACUUAA